Diatraea saccharalis (sugarcane borer) is the source of this 494-nucleotide messenger RNA. The record is from the annotation of a GenBank genome assembly. NCBI's taxonomy places the organism in Eukaryota, Metazoa, Arthropoda, Insecta, Lepidoptera, Crambidae.
UCUCAAAUAGUCUGUUCCUGCUAUGAAAACGAACAAAGUAUAAACAAACAAUAAUUAACACUAAGUCUGUGAUAAUUAACUUUGUUACCGUUUGAAGUAAUAUUUUUUACCAACAAUGAGUCGAAAAGAAGCUCUCUCAUCUUUUAUACAACAAAUCCAUGGUCGGCCAGUUGUGGUUAAAUUAAACAGCGGCGUCGAUUACAGAGGAGUACUGGCAUGUCUGGAUGGUUACAUGAAUAUAGCUUUAGAACAAACUGAAGAGUAUGUUAAUGGUCAAUUAAAGAAUAAGUAUGGCGAUGCCUUCAUCCGUGGUAAUAACGUUCUGUACAUCAGCACCCAGAAGCGGAGGAUAUGAGACAGUGGCUCAAUAAAGUUUAAGUAAGCUUAAGUAAAGUAAGUUUAACUCCGCAUAGUGUUUUAUUUUAUCAACUGAUUUGUUAAGGUUCUACUUUAAUCCUCAUAGUUAAAUACAUUUACAUCUAUUAAUAAAAAGA